Messenger RNA from Saxophila tyrrhenica, 1194 nucleotides. RefSeq lists its product as uncharacterized. Gene Ontology annotation, molecular function: aspartic-type endopeptidase activity. Bases 1 to 1194 code for a protein of 397 amino acids. Gene Ontology annotation, biological process: proteolysis. The transcript has 5 exons. The record is from RefSeq and is a predicted model, not a curated record. NCBI's taxonomy places the organism in Eukaryota, Fungi, Ascomycota, Dothideomycetes, Mycosphaerellales, Extremaceae.
AUGCAGCUCGGUGGGUUGACUAUCAAGAACCAAGCCAUCGAACUGGCAGAGAACUUGUCUGCAUCCUUCGUGACCAACCCUUCCGACGGACUUCUCGGCCUGGCAUGGGGCUCCAUCAACACCGUCACACCAAUCCGAGUCCGAACUCCAGUCGAGAACCUCGUUGCACAGUCUGCCAUUCCUCCCGCCGCGGAGCUUUUCACGGCAUAUCUGGGCAGCUACAAGGAUGCCAACGACCCAGACCAUGGCCAAUCCUUCUACACAUUCGGCUUCAUCGACAAGGACGUCGUCAAGUCGACUGGCAGUGAUGUCUACUACACGCCCAUCGACAAUUCGGCGGGUUUCUGGCAGUUCCCUUCGUCCUCUUACACCAUCAACGGGACUGUUACAAAGACCGCCGGACGGACCGCAAUCGCGGAUACUGGCACCACUUUGGCGCUUGUUGACGAUGCGACGUGCAAGGCCGUCUACGACGCCAUCCCGGGCAGCAAGCUGUCGAAGGAAGUUGGUGGCUACAUCUUCCCCAAAGACACCGCGGCGGACAAGCUGCCAGUCAUCGGCUUCGACAUUGGUGGCAAGACUUUCAGGCUGAACAAGGAGGACCUUGCUUACGCUCCGGUCGGGAGUGGUAUGGUGUAUGGUGGUGUCCAGUCCGCUGGCGACUUGCCUUUCAACAUUCUCGGAGACGUGUUUUUGAAGGCGGUGUACGCUGUGUUUGACUGCGGCCGCCAACGCUUCGGCUGCGUGCAACGUGUGGAGCCAGACAAGCCCAAGCCGGCCGAGAAGAAGGACGCGCCUGUCCAGAAGGAUGCAACCCCAGCACCUCCGGCCGCGAAGCCUGCAGUACCCGCGCCGGCGACCCUUGUUCCUCCACCAGCGACUCCGGCACCUGCUCCUACGAAGCCAGCGGCCCCGCCUGCACCAACCACAGCCCCUCCACCUGUCGCUCCGCCAAACCCGGCGCCUCCCAAGCCAGCUCCGACCCCGAGCCAUGCGCAAGCGCCUACCGCUCCUCAUCCAGCGCCAGCGCCAGCGCCAGCGCCAACCGCUCCCCCUUCCGCUCCAAACGCCAACGCCCCAGCACCUAUGCCUGCCCCGGCAGCUGCGCCGCCAUCCGAGCCCGCUUCGGUGCCUCAACCGCCUCCUCCACCUCCACCUCCUGCAGACCCCGCGCCUGAUGCCGGUGCAGCGUAG